AACCAACACAAAUAUCCCAAUAACUUGUUACUUUCAAAUAAUCACCGUCACAAAUAUUUGCGACCUAAACGAUCUAUAUUUGUAUGUGAAGACCUGAGUUUGCUUACCUUAAUACCAGAGAAUCAAUUUUUGAACAAUAGUUUAGAAAAAUCAUUAGAACUUUAUUUAUUAUUAAAAGUUACGAAUAUUGAACCAGACAAAAAUGAUAGAGUUUAUGUUCCUUUAAUUCCAGGAUAUGGUAUAUAUACACAUCUUGGAGAACAUUAUUUUUAUAUAUGUCUUGAAUGGUCUAGUUUACAAAAAUAUAUUAAAGAUGAUAAAAUGAUUAAUUACAGAGAACUACAAAAUGAACUAAAAAAUAAUGUAACUAAUGAAACAAUAAUUAAAAAUGAAUUGUCUGUUAAAACUGAAGGAUGGCAAAACGUUGCACCUGAAAUUGUUCAAGCAAUGGCGAUUAAACUUGUUGAUACUGAAGCACAAUGUCAAGCUCUUACUAAAAAACUUCGUCUAUCACAAGAAAAUAUUAAAAACUUACAAAAUCAAUUAGAAAAUAGGUUUGAUUCAUCAAGUAACACUGACGAAUUAAAUCUAAGUGCAUCAAAAAUUAUUAAUACUCUUACUACAGAAGGCAAAUUAGACUCCUCACUAUUCGUUAUGACCUGUUGCAUAUAUCAAUUAACAACUAUACAUCAAAAUGAAUUACAAAAUAUGGGUUUUUCUCAAGCUGUCGCGGGUGCUAGAUUAGCUGCUGGAGUAAAUAGAGAAGAAUUAAGAACAAUAUUAGCAUAUUGUGGAAUUACACGCCAAAGUGGUUAUAAGCAAUAUUUUAAUUACCAAAAUAAAAUGCACCAUAGUAUUAUUGAAAUAGAAGGAAGUUUCGAUUGUGCUUGGAGUCAUGUUCGUGAAGCUUUACAAGCAAGCGGUAAACUUAUAUUUAAUGAAUAUUUAGAAGCUAUUGCUCGAUGUCAAAAUCCUAGUAUUGAUAAUGAUCUCUUUGUUAUGCAAACUGAAGGAGUAAUAGUGCACCUUUCUGAUAACCACUCAGAUUGUUGGCCAGAAGUGUGCUGGGUUAGCACAAAUUCAAAUAUAGAAUUAGAAACACCUAAUUUAAAAUUAUAUAAUAAAAAUCAAAAAGAGCAGUUAUUAAAAUUUCUUCAUAAAAUUAUGGAACUCAAAGAAAAACAAAAAGCUGCCAAUCUUCCAGAAUUUUCAAAAAAUGAUCAUACUAAUAUUUUAAAAAUUUGGAAAGAAAGAGAAACAAAACAUCAAUGUAAUUUAGCUGCAAUUGAAGAAAGAAAUCAACAACCAUUCAAUUUUAAUCAGGACUUGGUUCCUUAUAGCCGUUGUAUACAAGAUAGUAUUCAAAACCAUACUUAUAUUCCGUCAUUUGCAAAUAUAAUUAAAAACUUUGGUAGUGCAUUUUUAUGUGAUGGGUGUCAUUGUUUUGAAUGUCGUUUUGCAACUGGACUUUGUCUUCUUUGUGAUACUUUAGUUAUUUUAAGAACUGGUGGUGAAAAAUCUUUAAUAUAUUCAGUAGCUAGCAUCUUAUCUGCACGAUUAACAGUAGUCUUCACAUCUAUGAAAUCUUUAAUGGAUGAUCAAAUGCAUGACCUGGUUAAACAAGGCAUACCAGCUACUAUACUCUUUGGUGCUUCAGAUCAACCUCCUGCAAUUGUAGAAAAAAUAUUCGCAGAAAUUGCAUCAAAUAUUAUUUGUGUAUUAUUUGUAACAGCUGAAAAAUAUGUCAAAAAUUUUUUAUUUCGAAAAAUAUUAAAAAAAAUUGAAAUAGAAGUUCAAUCUAAACCUGGAAGGAAUGAGCUAUUCAAAGAAAAAAUUUUUGAAAUUCUAAAUAUAUUUAAUCAAUCUGAAAUUGGAAAAUAUCAUAGAAAAAUGAUAACAACUCAAAAAUCACAAUCUAUUCUGUUUUGGAAAGAAAAAAAAUUAAAAUAUAUGGUGGCAACGAAUGCAUUUGGAAUGGGCAUAAACAUUAAUGAUGUCAGAUUAGUUCUUCAUAUUACAUUUUCUAUAUCAUUAGAUAAUUUUGUUCAAGAAAUCAGGAGAGCAGGGCGUGAUCGUAUGCCAGCAAAGCAAGUAAUACUUUAUACAUGUUUAGAUAUCCAGACUCUAUUGAUUAUAUUACAUAAUGAAAUUGAAAGCAUGGAUAAUGUUCCACACUCUAUAAAUGAUGAAACAGAUCCUGAAGAAAGGACAAGAAUUUUAACUCGCCAUUUAUAUUUGGAUGAAGAAAUAAAAAAUAUAUUUGAAAUGAUAUUAUUCUGUGAGAAUCAAUAUGAAUGCAGACAACAACUAACAUAA
This is a messenger RNA of Dentiscutata heterogama, 2316 nucleotides long. NCBI's taxonomy places the organism in Eukaryota, Fungi, Glomeromycota, Glomeromycetes, Diversisporales, Gigasporaceae. The record is from the annotation of a GenBank genome assembly.